Molecule: messenger RNA, 1218 nt
Organism: Funneliformis caledonium
Lineage: Eukaryota; Fungi; Glomeromycota; Glomeromycetes; Glomerales; Glomeraceae
Source: the annotation of a GenBank genome assembly
AUGAAUUCAAAUCCUGCUACGAUUAUUACUGAACCUGCGAAAAAUUUAAAUGAUACCAUGAUUGCCGUUGAGUGGCAUGGUAAUACUGACAUACGCAUCAAUACAAAACGUAAAAGACCUGUCCUUAUUCAACCAACCGAUGCCAUUGUUCGUAUAACUGGAACUACUAUAUGUGGAUCCGAUUUACAUUUGUAUAAAAAUGAAAUCUCUGGGAUGGAGAAAGCAGAUGUCGUGGGUCAUGAAGGAAUGGGCGUCGUUGUUGAAGUUGGUGAAAAGGUCGCAAAUAUUAAACCAAAUAACCGCGUUGUCAUUUCCGCAAUAAUUGCGUGUGGACAUUGUGAAUAUUGUCAAAAGAAAAUGUUUAGCUCUUGCGACGUCACCAAUCCAAGUAAAGAAAUUGAAGAAUUAUACGGUCAUCGUACCUCUGGAACGUUCGGAUAUACCCAUUUGGCUGGUGGAUAUGAUGGAAUACAAGCUGAAUACGUUCGGGUUCCUUAUGCUGAUAUUAAUCUUCUUCAAGAGAAAUUGAUCUUAUUAUCGGAUGUUGCUUGUACUGGUUGGCAUGCUAACGAGUUAAGCGAAGUGUCUAAAGGUGAUAUUGUUGGAAUUUGGGGAUGCGGACCAGUUGGUUUAAGCGCAAUCUCAUGGGCGAAAUAUCGUGGCGCGUCGCGUAUAAUCGCGAUCGACUGUAUUCCGGAACGUUUAGCAAAGGCUCACGACAUUGGAGCCGAAACAAUUAAUUUCAAAGUGCAUAAAGAUAUAGUAAAUAAAAUGAAGGAAUUUGUUCCCGGUGGACUGGACGUUGCAAUCGAGUGUGCAGGAUUUCGUUGUACAAAUACUUUUAGACAACAGGUGGAAAAUACACUCCUUGAGACUGAUAGUAUUGACACGUUGGAUGAAGCAAUUCGUUGUGUUAAAAAAGGUGGAAGAAUUUCUAUCAUUGGAUUAUUUGUUGGGAUGGCCAACCAUUUUCCGAUUGGUGCAGUUAUGGAAAAAUCACUCACUUUGCGAGGAGGUCCAGCGCCAAUGCAAAAAUAUUGGGUUCAACUUUUAACAAUCAUGAAAUCCAAUAAAGUGGACAUGAAUUUAUUUACUCAUCACGGGAAAUUGGAAGAUGCCGGGAAAUUUUAUAAAAUCUUUGAUAAGAAAGAAGAUGGGAUAAUUAAAGUUUUCUUGUGUGUUGGCGACCAGUGUGAAAGCCAUCCGGAAAAGUAUUGA